GGGACCCCCGCCAUCAAUGACGCACCUCCAGGGCGUCCCUUGCAAACAAUGUUGCACUUUGAGGAGACUGCAGAAACUGGCCUGCACCUCACCAGUUUACAACCCAGCGAACACAAAUGCUGGAGAAACUCAGCGGGUUUGUGGUCGGACACCGGGAGUCUGGAGGCGGAGCUGAAACACAAGAGAGCAUGUGAUGUGCAGGAAGGAACUGCAGAUGCAGGUUUCAACCGAAGGUGGACACAAAAUGCUGGGGUAACUCAGCGGGACGGGCAGCAUCUCUGGAGAGAAGGAAUGGGUGAGACCCUUCUUCAGACUCAUGUUGUUGGCUAGACGCUGGUAGCAAUAAGGAUGAAUCAGAAGGGAUGAGUCUGCUGGUGACAACGCAUGAAUUAUGCCCUACAAGAACGAGUGUCAGAGGUUGAUCGCAAGCAACGGUGGAUCCCAACUCGGAUGAAGGAAUCAUUGAUUCUCAGGAGAGGCGACAUUGAUUACAUAACAUAACAGCCCAUUAAAUUCAGAUUCCUUAAAUGUAGCAAAUCAAUUUGUUUGCUAUAAUUACAAGUGAGAAGAGUAAUUAAUCACUGCUGUUUGUUCGCAUCAUUUUAUUUUCAUCUGGAUUUAUAUUUACGUUAUAGACUAUUAAAGUGGAAUGGAGGACAAAGUUAAACGUCUCAUCAGAUUGACCCAAGAAGGGAACCUCGACUUCAUUAAGGGAGAGGUGUGCAAGUGUGAGAGUGUCAGGACUGCCAUGGUAAAGGGGCACUUUGGGCGCUCGGGAGACACGGCGCUACAUUAUGCCGCCAGACGCGGACACCCGGAGAUCCUGACAUACCUGGUCGAGGAACUCGGAGCUGACGUGGAGCUGCUGAACAGCGAUUACAAGCGAGCCCUCCAUGAGGCGGCGUCCAUGGGCCACGCAGUAUGUGUGCGGUAUCUGCUUGCAAGAGGCGCCAUGGUUGACCCUGUGAAGAAAGCCGACUGGACACCACUGAUGAUGGCUUGCACAAGAAAGAACCUGGAGGUGAUUAAAGACCUGAUUGAAUCUGGAGCAAAUCCGACCCUGAAAAACAAGGAUGGUUGGAACUGUUUUCACAUCGCUUGCCGUGAAGGUGAUCCGGAAAUUAUCCUGUAUCUUCUCCAAGCCAGCCCGGGCAUCUGGGAUGUGAAGAGCAAGGUGAAGAGGACUCCCCUCCACACUGCAGCCAUGCACGGGUGUACUGAGGCUGUGGAAGUCCUUCUGGAAAGAUGUGCUUACGGACCAGAUGCCAAGGACAGCUGUGGUGUUACAGCCUUCAUGGACGCGGUGCAGCAUGGCCACAUCACGAUUGCAAAGCUCUUGCUGCACAGGCACGGGGCGAAUUUCUCGGCCGCCGACGCUUUGGGGGCGCAGUCUCUGCAUCGAGCUGCGGUGACAGCACAGGACAAAGCUAUUCACUUCCUGGUCAUGGAGCUUGGCGUGAAUGUAAAUGAGAGAGCCACGGAUAUGAAGCUGACAGCCCUGCAUUACGCGGCCAAGGAAGGGCACAGUCGCACUAUUGAGACACUGCUUACACUAGGAUCCGAUGUGCGGGCAAAGGAUUUCAAAGGUCGCUCGGCUUUACACAUGGCCUGCGCAGGUCAACAUGCCAAGUGCAUAAGGGUUCUAGUCGAUGCUGGGAUAAGUGAUUCUCCAGAUAACACGGGAACAUUAGCAAGCCAACUGCUCAAGAAACCAGAAGCACUCGAGGUUCUGCAAGGUACUAUGACUGACACAAAAUAAAUGAUAUUUAACCAA
This is a messenger RNA of Leucoraja erinaceus (little skate), 1774 nucleotides long. It is a transcript of the gene ankrd16, whose product is annotated as ankyrin repeat domain 16. Gene Ontology annotation, molecular function: protein binding; RNA nuclease activity; RNA binding. NCBI's taxonomy places the organism in Eukaryota, Metazoa, Chordata, Chondrichthyes, Rajiformes, Rajidae. Bases 650 to 1759 code for a protein of 369 amino acids. Gene Ontology annotation, biological process: RNA processing. The transcript is spliced from 8 exons. The record is from RefSeq and is a predicted model, not a curated record.